This is a messenger RNA of Ananas comosus (pineapple), 2313 nucleotides long. RefSeq names its product SNW/SKI-interacting protein. Bases 201 to 1982 code for a protein of 593 amino acids. Gene Ontology annotation, cellular component: spliceosomal complex. The transcript has 2 exons. Gene Ontology annotation, biological process: mRNA splicing, via spliceosome. NCBI's taxonomy places the organism in Eukaryota, Viridiplantae, Streptophyta, Magnoliopsida, Poales, Bromeliaceae. The record is from RefSeq and is a predicted model, not a curated record.
AAAACCCUCAUCUUAAGCACCGACUCUUAUCUCUUUUUUUCUCUCUCUUCGUCUACCGAUUCUGGAACUCUCCAAACCCUAACCCUAGCUUCCAUUUCCUGUAUCAAUCACCGCGUGGAGCGAUCGAAAUCCCGUGUCGCCGUAGUAAUUAAUAAAGCUCCCUUGGUUUUCCAUUGCGAUCGUUGGAUCGAGCUAUUUUAAUGGCGGCCCUCAAGGAACUCCUUCCUCCGGCGAAGUCGACCACCGUCUCCCACUACGACCAUUCGAACGAUCCAUGGUUCAAGGAGAGGUACGGCUCCUCAUCGGAGCAGACCGGCUCCUCCGUAAUCAAACCUAACCCAGCCCCUCCGUAUGGGAAGCGCUCUGGCUUCAUCCCUCGGAGACCGGAGGAUUUUGGCGAUGGAGGUGCAUUCCCUGAGAUCCAUGUGGCCCAGUACCCCUUCGGCAUGGGCCGGAAGGAUGAGAGGCCCGGAUCCAAGAUCCUCCCCCUCACUGUCGAUUCGAAGGGUAAUGUCGCCUUCGAUGCGGUCGUUAAGCAGAAUGAGAACGCCUCCAAGAUCAUCUACUCGCAGCAUAAGGACCUCGUCCCGAAGAUUGCGGCCGAGGACCAGAAGCAGUCGGAAGAGUAUGACAAGGAAAUUGAGGAGACUACAGAGAGGACUAAAGCUGCUUUGGAGAAGAUAGUCAACGUUAGGUUGAGCGCCGCGCAGCCGAAGAAUGUCCCGACCCAUAACUCGGAAUCCAAGUUUAUCAAGUACAAGCCUUCGCAGCAGUCUGCGGCUUUUAAUUCGGGUGCAAAGGAGAGGAUCAUCAGGAUGCUGGAGAUGCCUGUGGACCCGCUUGAACCCCCGAAGUUCAAGCAUAAGCGGGUCCCUAAGGCAUCUGGGUCCCCACCUGUGCCCGUAAUGCACUCGCCGCCUCGUCCUGUGACCGUAAAGGACCAGCAGGAUUGGAAAAUCCCACCGUGUAUUUCAAAUUGGAAGAACCCUAAGGGUUAUACGAUCCCAUUAGACAAGCGGCUGGCGGCUGACGGCCGGGGCCUACAGGAGGUGCAGAUCAAUGACAACUUCGCAAAGCUGUCAGAAGCAUUGUACGUGGCGGAGCAGAAGGCUAGGGAGGCUGUUGCAAUGCGGUCGAAGGUGCAGAGGGAGCUGAUGAUGAAGGAGAAGGACAGGAAGGAGCAGGAGCUCCGGGCUUUGGCCCAGAAGGCUCGCUCGGAGCGGACGGGCCUUGCACCUGCUCCGGCUGGUCCGGGUCUAGUUGAUAGGAGCAUGCCUGAUGCUGGUGAGGUGGAUGCAGAGCCCCCUCGAAGGGAAACGAGGGAGGAGAGGGAAGAGAGGCUUCAGAGGGAUAAGAUUCGCGAGGAGAGGAGGCGUGAGAGAGAGAGGGAGAGGAGGUUAGAAGCUAAAGAUGCAGCGAUGGGCAAGAAGAGUAAACUCACUAGGGAUAGGGAUCGUGACGUUAGUGAGAAGGUUGCCCUUGGAAUGGCGAACAUCGGAGCUGGGCGUGGUGGGGAGGUUAUGUAUGAUCAAAGGCUCUUUAACCAGGACAAGGGAAUGGACUCUGGGUUUGCUACUGAGGACCAAUACAACAUUUAUGACAAGGGUCUUUUCACGACGCAGCCUACACUUUCUACGCUUUACAGGCCUAAGAAAGAUGGGGAUGAAGAUAUGUAUGGUGCGGAUGAGCAGCUGGAGAAGGUUCUCAAGACUGAUAGGUUUAAGCCUGACAAGGCAUUCUCGGGUGCUUCAGAGAGGCCAUCUGGUAGCAAGAGAGACCGGCCAGUGGAGUUUGAUAAACACGAGGAGAACGAUCCUUUCGGUUUGGAUCAGUUCUUGACUGAAGUGAAGAAGGGGAAGAAGGCUGUGGAGAAGAUUGGUGGUGGAGGGACCAUGAAAGCUAGUGCGGGUUCUUCAAUGAGAGAUGACCAUGAGGGGGGAGGAUCUGGAAGGACUCGUAUUGCAUUUGAAAGGGGGCGUUGAGAAGUCUUUGUCAGGUCUAGAUUUGCUUUUGCUGCUCCUAUAUAAAGGGCCUGAAAUCGAGGAAACUGUUUAAAUAACGAAGAUAUGUUCUCCUAUCUAUGUUUUUGCAUAGUUGUUGUAAUCUUUUUAAUGCUGUAUCUUAAGAGAUGAAACUCUCUUAAAUGCUUUGAUUUGGAUGCUUCAAAUUAAACUGUUGGAAUUGCAAGCUUAUAGGAAGUCAAUAUGUCAUUUCAGUUUAACUGUUGAUUUUCAGCUAUGAUUAGUAAAGGCAGCUUGUAUGCUCUUAGCUAAGAGACACAAAUCUGAUGCAAAAUGCAUAAUUUGUCUAUUA